UCGCUGGCUCCGGGGCGCAGGCUGGGGAUUGUGCAGUAGAAGCAAAGGGCGCCCUGGCGGAGGCGGUAGAGACUCUCUGGCCGGGAGGGGAUGGAGAAAGCGAGGCGUGGAGUAUCAAGCUUCUCCUGCCUGCUGCUUCUUUCUCAGGUUCGGGUAAAGCCGUGUGGCCUGGCGGGAGGAGGAUGGAGGCAUCUGGGGAGUGAUUCUGCGGGGAGCGGCUGUCGCAGUCCGUGAGAGCGCCGAAGGAUUUCCUGAUGAAGACAGAAGCUCCUUCGGUGGUCUGGUUCGAGCAACCGUUUCCUAUGCCAUGAGUAACGCUACCCUGCCCACCUCCCCUGAGCCGACCAGUGACUCUUUGGUGGGCUAUGUUCUGGUGCCAUUUUUUCUUAUCACUGUGGUUGGGAUCAUCAUGGCUGUGAUGAUGUAUAUUCAGAAGAAGAGGAGGUAUGACCGACUACGUCAUCACUUGCUGCCAAUGUAUAGCUACGAUCCUGCGGAGGAACUGCAUGAAGCAGAACAGGAGCUCUUGGUGGAGCCAGAGGACACAAAAGUGAUGCGAGGUUGGGGAGGAUACCAGCCCUACCGUGCUUCGCUUACGGAUGUGAAGGCUUAAUGCAACUUCAAAAUUGACAACAGGGCUUGGAGCGGAUGAACUCGUCUAUAUGGUACACGUGUUGACUUGAAGGGCUCCCAAUGCCAACGACUUUGAACCUGCUGCGUUUGUUUUCCACUUCAACACUGUACCCCUUUGCCUUGGUUCCUGGUGCAAGAAGGCGAGCAAGUGCCUGCCUUGCAGUGUGUCAACCAGGUGCCACUGAGCUCUUGGUGCCAGAGAGGGCAGUCUAGGAAGCUGGUGUCUUGCAUGGUUGGGUUUGGAACAGUUCUACUAGACAUGACAACACCUCCUCUUGGUUUACAGGGGAGAUGCUGCCACUUCAGGGAAAUACCUCUGGAUAGCUCUUACAGUAAGGGCUGAAGAUCUCAAAGGCUAAGCUCCCUUCUCCCCGUGACCUCCCCUCCACUUUGUGCAAAAAGCAGCAUCCAAGCUGCAGCUGCAAAAACAUCAUAAUGCAUUUGCUAGUUGCCCCUGUGCCCCAUCUGCUGCCUACUUAACAUGUGCUCAUAAUGGGCGUUACCACUUAGCUGUUGGGUUCCCAGGCUGUGCCCCUUUAUGGAUCCAAGGAAAGCAAAUGGUGAAGUUGCCUGGCUAAAACUCUUGGGUGAAGCCAUUUAAUGUUCUUCUCUGUACAGUUCCAGAACAGUGAGGAGGGCCAAGAAGCACAUGCAGUGAGCAUUGUAUGCAUGCCCGGCUGCCAGAAAGGGCCUUAAAUAUAUUUGUGAGGAGGAGUUUCUUUCAGCAAGGUGCUUCUUUCUAUGAUGAUGAUUUUUGUAUUUGAUGGGAACAUUUUGUAAAUAAAAUAAGACAUGAGCAGGAGCAGCUCUGGUGAAAGUGUAAACUGGUUUUUUUAAAUGUGAAAUGCUGUCUUUUAUGAGUCUAGCUCAUUAAAGUUAACCCAGUUGUGGCAUUCUAAGGAAAUGUUGAGCCGUUUUGACUUUUCUGAAGAAGAAUGGUUCCCGAUGCAGGGGCAGGAGCCCAUAAAGGAAUAUGAAUUGCUUGCAUGUCAGGAGGGAGCUGGACUGGUGAUUUGGGCAAAAACAUGUAUUGGGACUGUUCUGUUUGCCUUUGGUUUCUCUACUUGUUCUUCCCAAUGUGAAAGAGUAUCACCUUUUGGGAGAAAGCAGUCUUGCUGCAUUGUGCCCUACAAGACUUGUCUGAUUGUUUGUUCUAGGUACUGGCUGACAGCCAUCAAAGCCUGGCUGUGGAAAUAAGACGGCUCUAGUUGGCAUGAAACCAAUAGAUUAAUGAGGGGAUACUUGUAAGACAGGCCGCAGCCGUUGCCUCUCUGCUGUGCUACAGAACACAUAGGACUAAUAUAUUCAAACCAGUGUAGUGAAUAUGUAGGUUGAGUUCAGCUGAGCUAUCGCACAGGGAAUGAUCUCAUUCUGCUGAGCUACUCAUAAUUCAACUUGAUUUCUAGAACACAAUUCCUAGUGUUUAAGCUGCCCUGCCUUUGCUAUUGUGCUAUAAAGGCUGAUGCUUCAGGCAAGAUUAAACAUUGAAGAGUAGUCUAUCGUUGGCUCAGCUGCCCAGUACCAGCCACGUCUGCACAUCAGAAAGUGGAAUCGGACAGCCCACCUGGGUUGCAGAAUAAAGAACUUCUUAAAGCUUCCAUGGCAGAGGAAGGAUUUGGACCUAGAUCUCGCAGCUCCUAGUCUGACAUUCUAAGCACUGUGGGCUUUUCUGCAUGGGCAAUUUACUCAACAACAACAAAGUUUAUUAGCCAGAGGCCAUCACAUUCUCGAAAUCAAUUCAAAAUUACACAAUUGCACAUCAGCAAGACACACGCCAUUUUAAAAUAAGUAUUUAAAAGGUACAUAUUUCCACAAGUUACCAAUUUACUCCUUUCUUUUUGAGUAUUUGGUUUGGCCACCUACCUUUCUGCAUAUUUAAUCGCAGCAUACAGUUGGUAUGGUGUUAACUUUUCAUCUGCACCCUCAUGAAAUAAAGAGGAUUAGGGGAGGCGGGAGAGGGGGCAGUGUCAUAAUUGAGGUCGCUGUUGGCAUCACGUUACCACCUUUUUAUUUUCACACUUUGUGGCCACUCAUUUCAGGUUUCGUGGUUUCUGCUGUGUGCCAAGCAGUUGGUGCUGGGCAGACAUUGCAAAAUACACACUGAAAAGGCUGUGAAAUAGGAAUGGUGCUGUUUUACCUCUUGGAGAAAGUUCAAAGAUGGCACCUAGCAUUAAGGCACUGUGAUUGGUUAUUACAGAUCACAGCCUCAACACAUUGGCUACACUUUCUUUCUUAAGCGAUUCUCUUCUCUAAAUGCAUACCUGGUAGCAGCAAUGUAAAGUAAACCAAAAGAGAACUGAAAGCUCUCGAAAGAAAAACCAACUUGGUGCGGAUGCAAUGAUCACACAAAACAACCCCAAACACAGAGCAGCUAGAGAGAGCUAAUCUUUGAAAACUUUAAACGCAAUCUAUGUAAUCAGAACACUAAGUAACCCUGUCAUUAUAUUGGUUUUUCAAAAAAUUACUUGCGUCUUCAAGACACACCACAGCCAUGCUCUGACUGUUGACAUUUUCGUUAAUGCUUGGUGCCCCUUUCAUGACAUAUGGGAUAAGGGAUAGCACAUGUGGCCCUGUGUUUUACAGUCCAGGCCAAUGUAGGGAAGGGAAUAAUUCACAUAAUGCAAUAAUGUUAAAAUACUGUAAUAGUAUUAAGUGGAUUGAAAAGUGAGGGAGGAGUGAACAGAGGGAGGACAGGAAAAACAGUAAGAAAAUUCUGCAUGAUAGAGCUGAGUCCAAACUGCCUUGAAAAAAAAUGUUGGGGGGAGGGGGAAGUAGUCACAGAAAAUUAGAAAAGAAGCCCUGAAAACACCACAUUGAAAUCUGAAAGGGGAGGUAAAAAUGUAGAAUUCACCAGAAAAACCAAAGCAGUACAGAGGCAGAACCAGUGAAAAUUGCUUAUGUGGAAAGUCCCUAUGCUACACUGGUUUUGCAAAGCCGUAUCAUUAAGCCUUCAUGCAUUCGUUACAAAUCAAGAGUUGGUGACUUGAUUCUGUUCUUCCUUGCUGACAAGUCUAGCUUUAUUGAACUGAAAGUCUAAGCUACCUGCUGUGUCUUUCUCCGUUUUGUCAUUACAGAGAAUAAAACUAUAGGAAAAUAUCAGGGUCCUUAAGCACUUUUCUUAAAGCAAAUUAGUCACAACAUCCACAGGCACUACCAGGUUCUCUUGUGGUACUGUAUUCUACUUUCUUUUCCCAACAAAGGGAAAAGUACAGAAAUGAAAACAGACCAGCCAAUCUUUGUCUUUGAUCCUUAGAAUCCAUAGCCCAAGUUAAAAGAAGUGAUCUUGGUUCCCCUCCUAGACUGUCAGGGGGCACAGCAGUAAUUUGACUAACUUGUAUCAUUAGAAGCACAGUUUGCAACACUGGAGCUUGUUCACCACUUCAUCUUCUGUGAAACUAUUGAAGGUACUGGAGCCAGACUGGAUUUAUGGACUGCAUAGCCAUAUCUUUUUAAAUCUAGACCUUUUCAAUUAAUUACUUUUAAUUUCAACAGGAACUGGUUCUAGCCCUCUUCACUUUCAAGAAGCGCAAGCAUGCUCUUUAACAAAGUAUUUCUAAUCAGAUCUCAUUGUAUCCUCCAGAGCUUCAAUGGCACAGG
Eublepharis macularius is the source of this 4230-nucleotide messenger RNA. It is a transcript of the gene SMIM29, whose product is annotated as small integral membrane protein 29. The transcript has 5 exons. Bases 308 to 613 code for a protein of 101 amino acids. NCBI's taxonomy places the organism in Eukaryota, Metazoa, Chordata, Lepidosauria, Squamata, Eublepharidae. The record is from RefSeq and is a predicted model, not a curated record.